GCCCGGGCGCAUGGCCUCGGUGCUGCGCAGCGCCGCUCGCUUCGCCCCGCGGCUGAUGCGGGCGGCCUCGGGCCCGGCCAUGCAGCAGCCCGAGGGCGGCGGGGGCUGGCUGGGCGCUCUGCGCUUCGACAACCUGGCUCUGCGCUCGCUGCCCGUAGACGCCUCGGAGGAGAGCGGCCCGCGGACCGUGCCCGGCGCCUGCUUCGCUCGGGUGCGGCCCAGCCCGCUGCAGAACCCGCGGCUCGUGGCCAUGUCGCUGCCGGCGCUGGCGCUGCUGGGGCUGGAGGCGCCCGCGGCCGACCCGGCGGCGGCGGAGGCCGAGGCCGCGCUGUUCUUCAGCGGGAACCGGGUGCCGGCGGGCGCGCAGCCCGCGGCGCACUGCUACUGCGGCCACCAGUUCGGCAGCUUCGCGGGGCAGCUGGGCGACGGCGCCGCCAUGUACCUGGGCGAGGUGCUGGGCCCGCGGGGCGAGCGCUGGGAGAUCCAGCUCAAGGGCGCCGGCAUCACCCCCUUUUCCCGACAAGCUGAUGGUCGGAAAGUGCUGCGGUCGAGCAUCCGGGAGUUCCUGUGCAGCGAGGCCAUGUUUCACCUGGGAAUACCAACAACACGGGCUGGCACCUGCGUCACAUCCGACUCCAGAGUCGUUCGGGACAUGUUUUAUGAUGGAAAUCCAAAAAAUGAAAGGUGUACGGUUGUUCUGAGAAUAGCCUCUACAUUUAUAAGAUUUGGCUCUUUUGAAAUUUUUAAGCCCCCUGAUGAAUACACAGGACGCAAGGGUCCCAGCGUGAACCGAAACGACAUUCGAAUACAGAUGCUUGAUUAUGUGAUCAGCACUUUCUACCCAGAAAUCCAGGAGGCUUAUUCGGACGACACUGUUCAGAGGAAUGCUGCUUUCUUCAAAGAGGUCACCAAGCGGACAGCGAGGCUGGUUGCUGAGUGGCAGUGUGUGGGGUUUUGCCAUGGCGUGCUGAAUACAGACAACAUGAGUAUUGUUGGACUCACCAUUGACUAUGGCCCUUUUGGGUUUAUGGACAGGUAUGACCCUGAGCACGUGUGCAAUGGGUCUGAUAAUACAGGGCGCUAUGCUUACAACAAACAGCCAGAGAUUUGCAAGUGGAACCUGGGGAAACUUGCUGAAGCUUUAGUUCCAGAGCUGCCCUUGGAAAUAAGCCAACUCAUCCUGGAAGAGGAAUAUGAUGCAGAAUUUGAGAAACACUAUUUGCAGAAGAUGAGAAAAAAACUAGGCCUAAUCCAACUGGAAUUAGAAGAAGAUAGGAAGCUGGUGUCUGAUCUGCUUGAAACCAUGCAUCUCACAGCCGGAGACUUCACAAAUAUUUUUUACUUGCUGAGUUCAUUCUCAGUAGACAUUGAUCCUUCAAAAUUUGAAGGUUUCUUGGAAGACCUUACAAGUCAGUGUGCUUCUGUCGAAGAACUGAAAGUUGUUUUUAAACCACAGAUGGAUCCAAGACAACUGUCAAUGAUGCUGAUGCUGGCUCAGUCUAAUCCUCAGCUGUUAGCAUUAAUUGGAACAAAAGCUAAUAUAAAUAAAGAACUGGAGCGCAUUGAACAGUUCUCUAAACUGCAGCAAUUAACCGCAGACGAUUUACUUAGCAGAAAUAAAAGACACUGGAAGGAAUGGCUGGAGAAAUACAGAGUCCGUUUGCAGAAAGAAAUAGAAAGCGUUGGUAAUUCUGAUGCCUGGAACACAGAGCAUGUCAAGGUCAUGAAUUCAAACAAUCCAAAAUAUAUCUUGAGGAAUUAUAUUGCCCAGAAUGCCAUAGAAGCAGCUGAAAAUGGGGAUUUCUCAGAGGUAAGAAAUGUGCUGAAACUUUUAGAGCAUCCAUUCCAAGAAGCAGAAGGUUUCCAGGAGAUAAAGGAGGAUGCAGAAGAGGAGGGAGCAGCUGCUACAGCAGCUGUUUGUUCUCAAGAGAGCAGAAGCAAACAAUCAUAUUGCAGCAAACCUCCGCUGUGGGCUUCAGAGCUCUGCGUUACGUGAUCUUCAUAACUGCCUUGUUUCGUUUUUUGCUGUGAACUGAAGACUCUGAUCCUCCUUCAGCAGUGAAGAAUUCAGCAAGGCAAACAUCAAAGUGCUAUUAAGUUAUUGAAACAACACUACAUUUGGAUGCAUCUGCAGCAGUCUUCAGCUGUGCUUAAUUUGAAGCAAUUGUGGAUCAUUGGAACAAACCAGUGACAAUCAACAGCCCAUACACAUCAGUAAUCUAAAUGUUUUAAGGCCCAAAGUUUUUCCUUUAUCCUCACUACAUUGCAAGGAAAAAACAAGGUUUUAUGUUGAAGCAGGCUGAACUUCAGUCAUCGAAAUGGAGUUGUUGUUAUGUGAAGACAAAACCAGCAAGUCAGGAAUCUGAUCUGUUUUUGUCUGAUGUCUUAACUAAUAGUACUUCUCAUAUUUAUUUACUGCUUUCUCUAUGCAGAAACUUUUAGUCCUCUUUAAUGGAGGAACAGAUUCAGUGUUGCUUGUUUGAAGCUAUGUUUCAUUUAAUUAAGUAGUUCAUUUCUUGUGAACCUGCAGAUUGGUAUUUAAUCAUUAUCUAUUUUCUGAGAACGUGUGCAGGCUAGAAUUUGGGGGAGCAAUUGAAUUUUUUUUAAGAGCAGAAUUAAGGGAGAUUACAUACAUCUGCACUUGAAAACUUGGUGGUGAAGUUUAUUCAGGUUCAGUAUGUUUGCACACAGCACCCAUAAAUAUCUGCUAAACUCAGGAGUGCAGUUUGUAACCCAAUUGCCUUGGGCAGGAUCCAUAAGCCAAAUUAGUUUGAGCCUUAAACUACCCCAGCACUCAAAUCCGGGUUUGUUGUGUAUUUACUUCUGUGCUCCUAACAGAGUCUGCCUGUUUGAGAAGUGUGCAGGUGAGGUACCUGCUCAUCAUGCAGGUCAGUGGGGCUCUUCCAUUCCUUCUCUACUCUUGCACCAUUUAGUUUGUUUCCAUGGUCCUUGAAAAUCUUCAAGCUGGAAGUUGGCCAUUUAGGAGCAUGCUGUUUGAGCUUGGGUAAAAGAUGAUGGAGGAUGUGGGAGGAGAAGAGGAGCUGACUUGCUCACAAGUUACUUAAAAUGCUUCAGUUGAGGUUUCAGGGGAAGGUUGUUUGCCAUUAUUGUCACAUCAUCAGAGUUGUUCUGAAGUUGUUACUUAGCUUUCUGAGUUUCUUUUUGAAGGACUGUUACUAGUUCAGACACCUGAAAGGUUUGGUUUAAUGCAAAGGCUUCUCUUUCCAAAGAGAUCACUGUCUCACACUGAGAUGUUACGUGUCCUCCAGGAAAUUCUUCUGCUACCCCCAUGCAAACUUGUCACCAGCUUGGGUUGAAUAGUGGUUUUUUAAGUCUUCCUCAGUAUGAGCCGUCAGCAGACAGAAAGAACAGCUGGACUGUUGCUUAUCCAUCUGCACUAAUAGUCAGUUUGUCCUCCUCACUGUCACAGGACAUAGGGCAUGCUUUGUAUGUAAGCUUUUAUUCUGUCUUGGAGCUGGAGGAACUGAUCUGUGAUAAACUGUGAUCUCUGACAAGCACAGCACUUUCUGUGUAAUUUUGGAGUCCUUAAAGAAAAGGACAAACUAGGUGUAUUACCUAGCCCAUGGAAGAAUGGUGUAGUUGAAAGAGGUCUGCUGGGAUUAAUCCAUUUUUGUGGGAAUUUGAAGCUUUCAUUGAGGACUAUCCUUCCUUUAAAUUUGGGUUACUGAAACCAAACCACUUAAUGGAAACAUUAGCAGAAAGUCAGUUCUGGGUAAACAGGACUGCAUCAGGGAGGGAAAGUGCAUCUGCAGUUUGAAAUAGCUUGAGACAUCCCCUUGCAGAACCUGUGGUCUCUUACAGUGUGCCUGGUCCACAAGGGAGCAACAGAAUGGGGAGAAGUUGCUACAAACUGAUCAACAUAACUGUGCUGAUUCUGUUUCUCAGUUUAUAUCUUUUUUUUUUGGGACACAGAGGGGAACAGAGUUUUAGAGGAGCUCUGUCCAAGCUUUUUCUUUACCAAAAUGUUGUAAAAAGUAAUGAUUCUUAACCGUGCCUGAAGUAUCAAGUCUUUUUAACAGCAUUCUAAUAAUAAUAAUAAUUUGGGGGGGGUUGAGUAGGUCUCUGUUAAUAGUGGUACAGAAAAGGAGAAUAAUAAUAUAAUUGUGUGUUUGGAGAUCCAAGAAUUUGGAUUAACUACCAAAUUAUUGUGCACCUAUAUUGCCAAAAUCACAGAGGAGAUACUUUGGAAUAAUUUACAAGCAAUUAUCUUAUCUUUAAAAGGGAAAAUGAAUGUUACAGUGAGAACUGCAAACGCAUUUGCUGCUAAAUAUUCUUUGCUUACAUGUCAGUCAAGUGCAAGAGGUCUGGCAGGGUUGGAAUGAUUAAUGCAGCCCCUUGGUGUGCCACUCAGUGAAGUUGUAUGUCUAACAGAUGUUCACCAACAGUGGAAACUCUGAAGCUUUCACACGUUCCAGCUGCACUGACACCCAACUGCUCGGCUCCCCAGGGCAUGCAGUAAUAUCAGUGCUGUGUGUUUGAAGAAGCAUGAUGAUCCAGAGCCAAGUGGAAUGCUUGUGCUCUUCCAGCACUCUAAUUUCAGCAGGUGGGUUGUAGUUUGAUCUCUGAUGAUAGUUUCUUCUGUUCUUGUUCCUGGAGCAGUGUGGAAGGAGGAGGUUGAGCAGCAGCAUGAUUAGGCCAAAUUUUGUCCAGAUCAGAAAGUUAGAACUUAGCUCAGUUCUUCAGAGAGAAGGGAGUGCAGCUUAGAGCAUUUGGGAAUCUAAAUACUUGAAUCAUAAUUUGCUUCCUGAUUUUUACUGCCUGCAUUUGCAAUGGGUUCUGAAAAUAGUAUUACUGGUCAAAUAUUCUGCUUACAUAAAAGCCAUGGAGUUGUGCUCAAAAUGAAGUGGUGACUCUUCCUAUCAAAAGCUUUCUGUGGAAAUACUUGAUUAGACUUAAUCCUGUGGCUAUAUCAUAUAUCCUAAAGUACCUUCGCAUAAAAUCAAGUGGUACCUACCCAGAUUACAAAACUGAAAUGAGAACCUAUUGGAGAUGAGUCUCUGGAUAGUCUCACAUGAUAGUGGGACUCUUUUCAUGACUUGGUAAGAUCUCACCAUAACUCUGCUUCAUGAGCUUGUAAAUCUACAGUUGCAGAAUGUUUUGAUGUCAGCUCUUAUUUUGGAAUGUUGUGUGGGUUUGGGGGAUUUUUUUGGUUUGUUUCUGGGUUGGGUUUGUUGGGUUUUUUUUCCAAAUAAGUGCUACAGAUUUGAUUAUUUUAUAAAAAUCAAUUAAAAUUGCAAUUUUAAUAUUUUUGUUAAUGCCUAUUUCCUGAAAGUUUUACUGUUAACAAUACUGAUCGCAGAUGUGAACCCAACAGGAGGGUUUCACAGUGGUGUCACAUCCAGUGUAUGAUCACAGUCUGAAUUCUAAACAAUGCUGUCACUACCCUGGUAACAUAGUUGCAUCUUGUCAUUUGACUUCAUGCUUCCUGUGUCCACGGGAAGGUUUUUAGUGCGCAGUGCAGUUCUCAGUUCCUCUCACCUGUAUACAAAUUGGUGCUGCCACUUCCCCUUAACACCUCUGUUUUCCCUCACCCUGACAUCAGCUGUGGAGCUGAAGGAUGCAGCUGCCCUGUGUGCAGCACAGGUACCAUGCCAUGUAAAUCAGAGGACGUGAGGGGCUGUGAUAAAGCUCCAGACAGACAUGAGUACACCAUUUUUGUUUGUGCAAUUCUUGCAGCAGAUGCCUCAUUAACGGGAGCAGAAAAUCAGGGGAGAAGUCAGGUUUUCUAAGCUAAGUGUGCAAAAUCUCUUUGUACCCCCUAGAUAAAAAAAACAUACCCAAGGCCUGAUAUAAAGUAAACUUUGAUUCUGUGUUUAACACUGCUUAUAUAGCCAGAAAACAAACCAUUAAUCCAUUGUCUAGACUUCAAGGGAUUUCUUUUCAUGGCUUGUUGCAGAAGUGAUAGAAUUGCAGCUCUAAGAAUCAUCAAAAUCAUGAACGAAGACUCACUUGAAACAAAAAAAUCCCCUUUUUUAAAAUGUGAUUGGAAGUUUAAAUGUUGCAAGACCCACCCUCAUGCAGCAGGGAGAGGAUUUUUGAUGAGGCUCUGAGAAUUCCCCUAAAGCCACAGCUUCCACACAGUGCCCAUACAGGCAGCAGACAGAUACCCAGCCCAGCAUCUGGCCUGAAGUUAUUCUCUGAGUGGAUAUGUAAGUUCACAAGGUGAUGUUGGGUACAUUAUGGUGUCACUCUGUGUGCCCAGAUCCAUCAGAGUAAGUGUGUGAGCAUGCCCUAUUAGCCAAUUCCUCUUGAAACUGUUCUGUAAGGAUCAUGUAAAUACAUUUUUGGGUUCUCAGAGGUGACUUUUCUGGGGCAAAAUACACAGAUCUUCAGGAGAUAUUCUCAAACAUCUAAGAUGUAAACUCCUGUAUUUAAAACAUUCUCUAGGCUCCCUGUGUAAAAGAAAAAUAUAGAAAUGGGAAGAAAUAGCUGCUUUCCAGGCAGUGAGUUACCUGAUACUAGCAUAGAUGUCUAAACAGAACAUGUAAAUCACACCUCAGAAGUGUCUUUUUCUCCCCAUAACUAUAAAAAGAGUCUAAACAAGUGGCUCAGAUGUAAAUGUCUGCAGUGUAGGUGAUCAAAGCCAGGUGAGGUAUGUCCACCACUGGAGCAUGGGAAGGUGCAGACAGACAGACAGACAGCAGCUCAGGGUCUGAGAGCACACACCACCAGCUCAUGACUAGUUUCUCACUGUGCCUAUUCUGGUGCUAGC
This is a messenger RNA of Pyrgilauda ruficollis (rufous-necked snowfinch), 6733 nucleotides long. It is a transcript of the gene SELENOO, whose product is annotated as selenoprotein O. The record is from RefSeq and is a predicted model, not a curated record. NCBI's taxonomy places the organism in Eukaryota, Metazoa, Chordata, Aves, Passeriformes, Passeridae. The transcript is spliced from 9 exons.